This is a messenger RNA of Schizosaccharomyces octosporus yFS286, 1431 nucleotides long. RefSeq lists its product as uncharacterized. The record is from RefSeq and is a predicted model, not a curated record. Lineage: Eukaryota; Fungi; Ascomycota; Schizosaccharomycetes; Schizosaccharomycetales; Schizosaccharomycetaceae. The transcript has a single exon. The coding region runs from base 1 to 1431 and encodes 476 amino acids.
AUGAAUGAGAUUGUUCAUGAUAAGUAUAAUACUCCCCAAGCAAUGGAGAGUUCGUCGACUAGAAUACCUCAGAGACUCCGACAUGCUCAAUCGCUCUUCCGUCGCCGACCUACGACAGUAGAACCGGAUAGUAACCAUCGUCGUCGAUGGAGCCAUUAUGACAAUUUGCCAAAUGGCGUUCAUUCAUCUUAUGAUGCAAACACAGUGAAUCCAAAUGCGUCAAUAAAGUCUGGAUAUUCAACGGAACAGGCACUGGCUUCCUUAAACAGAGACCGUUCAACAAGAAACAAUCUAACCUUUGCUUCAACUGAACUAAAAGCUACGCUUCCAUCAUUGGAUGAGCAUCGCUUAAGUCAUAGGAGUCCUCAGGAUUUUGGUAUUCCGGUUGACGGAAAUCGGGAAUCUUCUUAUCGAACAAGUAGGAAUUCGAAUUUUCCUUUAAUACCCCAAAAAUCAAUUCGAAGAUACUAUUCGAAUCGAACAGCAGGACGACUGGAUAAUGGUCGUUCGGGUUCUCCUUCCAGCAGAUUUAGUACAACAAGCGGGGUUUCCGCUGUAAAUCCUGCUCGUUUUGCUGAUGAAAAUGAUGAUAUCGCUACACCUAAAAAUUUCAGUAAUCGAUUUGCCGAUUCAGAUUUUGAGCCUGGAAGGACGUCAAGGUUUUCUGAGCGUUCAGAAACGGCAAGGAAAAGGAAUUCCUUAAAUUUUCAAGCCCAAAUGAAACCGAUAGGUACAAGAAUGGCUUCCAAAAACGGUCAAUCCAUGCGUGCUUCCGAAUUAACGGAACGAGGGUCUUUGUUUUCGACUGCUCCCGAAAGUGAAGCCAACCAUAGUCCAUUAGCUCCUACUGUUUCUGGAAGCAGUUUUGGUUACCUGCCCAAUGAUCACAUUUUGGAGACUCAGUCUCGUUCUGGUGUACUUAGUCCUCGACAUUCUAAUAUCCCUGCUUGGCAGCCAGAUACAGCAGCACCUACGCAUGUGCCUACGCAGAAUCGUCAACGGCCUCUUUUCACAGAUCUCAACUCUCCUAGUGACGAGAUGCAGGGUUCAGAUCCUUAUAUGGACGUACGUGAAUUUCCUGUUGAUGACUCGGAUAGUGAGCGCAGUUACCGUCGAGUACGAGAUCAGUAUUUGCAAACGCCUCGUGCCAGGUCUAAUCGCUAUAGUGGUGUGUCCAAUACCGCUAGUCAAAUUACGCCGAGAGCGUCUCAAGCAAAUUUGAAUCAUAAUCAGAGACCCGUGAGUCAUUAUUAUGAAAAGCUGCACAUAAACAAUCCGAAAAAUAACAGCUUUCAGGCCUUACCGUACGAAACCACAGCUCCUGCUACGAGACCUCUGCCUGUGACGCAUCCGGAACAGGCAUCACCAAAAAAAAAUAAGAGUGGUUUCUUGAGGAAAUUUGCUCAUAAAAUUUCUCGUAUAUUUAAGUAA